AUGAAUGUCAAUAAACAAGCUUUGAUUGCAUUCUCUAUAGAGGGUACCAAGGAUGAAUUAUGGUGUGAUGUACUACCUAUGAGUGCAUGUUAUCUCUUGCUUGGAAGACCAUGGCAGUUUUAUAGAAAGGUCAUCCAUGAAGGGGACUCUAAUGUGUAUUAUGUGUUGGUUGGUUCCAAAAGGGUACGAUUACACCCUCUAUCUCCUCAUUCAGUGGCACCAAAGCACCCACCUAAGACACCAAUUUACUUCCUUUCAUCAAGGGAAUUCGAACAAGAGGUGGAGGAAGAAGGUUAUGCUUAUGCUUUAAUUGCAAGGCAUGCUGCCAAAAGUGUCAAGACUACUAGAAAUGAGAAGUUAGAAGCCUUAAUGAAGGAAUUUGAGGUUGUCUUUCUAGAGGAGCUACCACAAGGACUACCACCCUUGAGAGGAAUAGAUUAUGUAUUUAAUCUAUCAAGAUCAAACAAUAAUGUGUGGAAGAGUGUAUAA
Beta vulgaris subsp. vulgaris (sugar beet) is the source of this 489-nucleotide messenger RNA. RefSeq lists its product as uncharacterized. Lineage: Eukaryota; Viridiplantae; Streptophyta; Magnoliopsida; Caryophyllales; Amaranthaceae. The transcript has a single exon. The record is from RefSeq and is a predicted model, not a curated record. The coding region runs from base 1 to 489 and encodes 162 amino acids.